UUAAGUUUUCUUUCCCCUCUUCCUUGUUGGCACUGGCUCCUCCUCACCCUGGCACUGACUCCUCCUCGCAGUGGCAGUGGCUCCUCCCCUAACGCGGCACUCCGCCUACGGCACCGCCCGCGCGCCUCUCUCUACCGCCGACACCCGCCCACACCCUCCCGGCCUCCACACCCACGCGCCAGCCGCCGCCCUCUCCUAGCGGCACCAUCGCCCUGGAGGUGAACACUCGUGCUGACCCUAACUGACCUUGUGUGCUGAGACCUGAUCUCAUAAUGGAGCCGAAGCUUCCUCCCGAAGUGACCUGCGUUCCUGUCGUUUGGCCGGAAAAGUGGAGAUAGUCCCACUACUUCCGCCGAACUCCUGUGACUGUGUGCACGUGUUGAGGGAAUGGUGUGUGCUGUGUCUGUGUUCUGACCUCUUAUGUGAUACCCAUGUCCAUUUGUUUCCUUCUAUGUUCGGUCUAGAUAGGUUCCCUUGAUAUCAACCAAAUGUUCACUAUUGGCCGUGUAUCAUCUUUUGGCCCUUUGGGUGUUUAAGGAGAGACUCUAUGACGCGUGAAGCUCAUGAGAAUAUCCAGGAAGCCAUCACGCCCACCAAGAUCUUUCUCUGCAGUUAAUAUGUGCACAGUUGCAGGGAUCAAGUUGGCUUACUUCGAUGCCGUCUCCUCCGGGUACUGUUCAUGUAAGCUGUAUCUACUGUGCGUGUCUAGAAGGAGCAUCUGCAUGUGCACAUGGCUGACAAUCCGUGAUGCUUGGUGAGUGUCUGGCAGUCUCCGGAAGGACUCUAUUUAUGUUUUUCGUAUUUCGUAUGCACAAGAUCAGAACUGCGUCAAUGAAACAUAAGUAUGGUAUAUAAUGAGAGAAAGAACAAUUCUGUACCUAUAAAAAAGUACAUGUCUUAGGAAGCAAAACGAGAGAGAAAAAAAAAACUGUGAUAGACGGUCAUAAUUGUGCAAAUUCAAAAGCGAAAUAUGAACUGAGAACAAUUUACAACAGCAACAGCCCAUCAACUAGUAGCGCAUCAGACACCCCAGACCAACAUCUAUCCUACCAAAACACUUUCCCCUCCCACAACACGUUUCUCUCCUUCCUAUACAACCCGACAUGGACGACAAAAUAGUGGAAGCGACCAGCGGUGGCGGCGUGGACAACAGAGGGAGCAACGUAACCGGAGAAGGAGGAGGUACUAGUGGUGGUGACGGUGGUGGUGGUUUCUCUGAUGAUCAUUUGCGAGGGGGUGGAGGGCUGCGAGCAGGUGUGGGCGUGAACAUGGCUGGGUAUUCCAUCAACGGGCUCCUGAACCAGAGUAUGCAAAGUGAGCAAGGACCCGCUCUCCUGCACAACCUGACGCCCAUCAAGUACGGCUACCCAGACUGCAGCGGCAUGGGCGGCAGCACCAUGACAACGCCCACUGGCAUCUCCAUUACUCUAGGCACACCCAUUCCCGCCCAUGCCCCCCAUCAACACCCGCACCACGCCCUCAAUCCCCACCACCCACAUCAUUCUCACCACCACCACCCUCAGGUCUUACAACACCACACCAUCUCCACCACCUCCUCCUCCCCGUCCAUCUCAUCCACUUCCACCGUAGCCUCCUUUUCUAUGUCACCCAUGGCCUCAGCCCCCACAGCUCCCCCAGUACUGGGCAGCAGCUCCCCUACAGGCACGGCCACGCCCAUCUCCUUCACUACUUUGACCGCAGGGGCUCUCAAGAGGAAGCAGAGGAGAUACAGAACCACCUUCACCAACUUCCAACUGGAGGAGCUGGAGAGGGCCUUCCACCGUACCCACUAUCCUGAUGUGUUUUUCAGGGAGGAACUUGCCUUGAGGAUUGACCUGACGGAGGCGAGAGUGCAGGUGUGGUUCCAAAAUCGCCGAGCCAAAUGGCGAAAGCAAGAGAAAUUGAUGGCCAAGCAACACGAGGCGGCGGCGGCAGCGGCGGCGGCAGCGGCGGUAGCUUCCAUGGGCAUGGUAGGAGGACAGCAGCAGCAACAGCAGCAGCAGCAGCAACAACAACAUCAGCAGCAACAACAACAACAACAACAACAACAUGAGCAGCAGGAGGAGCAGCAACAACAGCAGCAGCAGGAACAGACAGCGAUUGCUCAGCAUCAGGGAAUCAACGUGACCCUGUCCGCCGCCCCCCACCCGCAGGAGCAGGUGGUGCUGGCGCCCCUCACAGCCACGCCCCCUGAGGUGACGUCAUCUUCUCUGGUCACGCCCAACACCCCGCCGCCGCCCGUCAGCACGCAGUCCUCUUCUCCCACACACACCCUUUCUUUUGGGUCCUCGUCUCCCGGAGUCUAUUUGGGUAUGGAGUGGACGCCGCCCUUCCCCUCCACGCUCUCCACUCCCCCGCCGCCCACCACGCCUACACCAACAUCAUCUCCGCCGUCGACGCCCGUACUGGCUAGCCCUUACUACCUGGCAGUGCGUCCUCCAGAUCUUGAAGUCCCGGAUGACGAGAAACCACCGCUACUCAGCCAUCCCUUCACCCCUACCAGCAUCCCGUUCCCUUCUCCUUCACUCCCCCUUCCCUCCACCGGCCUCAGUCUAACACCCACGUCCUUCUCUCUUACACCCACAACGCUUCCUCUCACACCCACCACGUUAUCUUUUACCCCCACGACUUUAUUACCGCCCACCUCGGUCUCACUGUCGCCUACAACUUUGUCCAUUCCUUCUACGUCACUUUCCUUCCCCCCUGUUAACAGUAUACCUCUCACUCCCACCUCCCUCUCCCUCACCCCUACCAGUCUCUCCCAGCUGAGGAUGAGGGCGAGGGAACAAACAUCGUCGUUCAUCAAUCUCAACGCCGAGUGAUUGAGGGAGUGAGUGAGUGAGGCGCCUCGUCCCCAACUCCACGCAAGAAUUGAGGAAGAUCUACGUGAAAUUGGAAUCUGUACUGUACUAAGUGUGCGGUUUCUUUUUUUUUUUUUCUUUUCUUUUUUUGCGCAAUGUUUAAAUGAGAGAAGGUUGAGUUGACGAACGUGUGUGUGUAUGUG
Portunus trituberculatus (swimming crab) is the source of this 3004-nucleotide messenger RNA. RefSeq names its product homeobox protein aristaless-like. The transcript has 6 exons. Gene Ontology annotation, molecular function: RNA polymerase II transcription regulatory region sequence-specific DNA binding; DNA-binding transcription factor activity, RNA polymerase II-specific. Lineage: Eukaryota; Metazoa; Arthropoda; Malacostraca; Decapoda; Portunidae. The record is from RefSeq and is a predicted model, not a curated record. Bases 1104 to 2822 code for a protein of 572 amino acids. Gene Ontology annotation, biological process: regulation of transcription by RNA polymerase II.